This is a messenger RNA of Lampris incognitus (smalleye Pacific opah), 2496 nucleotides long. RefSeq names its product autophagy related 3 (gene atg3). The transcript is spliced from 12 exons. The record is from RefSeq and is a predicted model, not a curated record. Gene Ontology annotation, molecular function: Atg8-family ligase activity. Lineage: Eukaryota; Metazoa; Chordata; Actinopteri; Lampriformes; Lampridae. Gene Ontology annotation, biological process: nucleophagy; autophagy of mitochondrion; autophagosome assembly. Gene Ontology annotation, cellular component: cytosol; cytoplasmic ubiquitin ligase complex. Bases 107 to 1060 code for a protein of 317 amino acids.
ACAGUUGAGACAUGGCAAAAUAAUCCACGUUUCGGCGUCAAACCCUCUCGGAUACCCCGCACCUUUCCGUCGUUUGUGUCGAGCCGGCGCGACCCGUUGUGAGGAGAUGCAGAACGUGAUCAACUCGGUGAAAGGCACGGCUCUGGGAGUGGCCGAGUUUCUCACCCCGGUGCUGAAGGAAUCAAAAUUCAAAGAGACUGGCGUUAUUACACCAGAAGAGUUUGUAGCUGCUGGUGACCACUUGGUUCAUCAUUGCCCUACGUGGAAAUGGGCAUCAGGAGAAGAGGCCAAGGUGAAGCCAUAUUUACCUCAGGAUAAACAGUUUCUCCUAACACGCAAUGUUCCCUGUUACAAGCGUUGUAAACAGAUGGAGUAUUCAGAUGAGCUGGAGGCCAUCAUAGAAGAGGAUGAUGGAGAUGGAGGCUGGGUGGACACCUACCACAACUCAGGUGUGUUAGGAGUUACAGAUGCUGUGCAAGAAAUCUCAUUGGACAAUAAGGACAACAUGAAUAUGAAUGUCAAUUCUGGAGCCUGUGGCAACACCGACGAUGAUGACGAAGAUGAAGACGGCGAGGCAGCCGACAUGGAAGAGUAUGAGGAAAGCGGCCUAUUGGAAACAGAUGAGGCUACAUUGGACACCAGUAAAAUGCUUGAUUCCUCUAAAUCCAAGGCCGAGGCUGGCAGCGAGGAUGCCAUUCUCCAGACUAGAACAUAUGACUUGUACAUCACGUAUGAUAAAUACUACCAGACCCCUCGACUCUGGCUCUUUGGAUAUGAUGAGGACAGACAGCCGCUGACCGUAGACCAGAUGUAUGAGGACAUAAGCCAGGACCACGUGAAGAAGACGGUCACCAUCGAGAACCACCCCCAUCUUCCCCCUCCAGCCAUGUGCUCCGUCCACCCCUGCAGACAUGCUGAAGUGAUGAAAAAGAUCAUAGAAACGGUGGCGGAGGGCGGAGGAGAACUGGGAGUGCAUAUGUAUCUUUUGAUUUUUUUGAAGUUCGUUCAAGCUGUCAUUCCCACAAUAGAAUAUGACUACACGAGGCACUUCACCAUGUAGCUGUCCUCCUCUUAAAUGCCCUCCUGCAGACAUCUUCAAAUGGAAAGGCAUCUCUGCUCUCGUCUAGAGUGGUCGAUUGAGACGGUCUCGAUCUGGGAAAUGACUCUUGAAUGUAGGUGUUGCUCUGAGACAUUUGACGUGGGGAUAUGACCAUCGGGAAUGCUGAAGUUUUGGAGGGAUGUGACCCAUGCGUCAGUUAAUAUCUCUCUCUUUCUCUCUCUCGCCAAUACUGGCUUUAUUUGGUGACCAAUUGCGCAGUGUUUUUACCCAAACUCUUCACACAUUGUCAGAGGCAUUCACAGUGAUAUCAGCCCCACUUCACAGGAGAAGUCCAGCCCAUUCAGACCAAGUCUUCUGUGGAUUAGUGAAAUCUGGAUGGGCUCGGUUAAGAUUUUAACCAGCUCUUUCCAGCUUGCAAACAUUGCACAUAUGCAGGACACCAGCUGUCAUUUGCAGUUUCCGCUAUGCCUUCGGUGCCAAUGUUACGCAGGUGCUGGCCAGUGUGCCCUGCUCGACUGCAAUAUAAGUAACCUGGAAGCUUCCCGGGGACUCAAAUUUGCCUUUGGUCGGCAUAUUCAAACAUUGGAUUCACGCUCAACUCUGAAAAAUAAUCUAUACAACAGAUUGUAAGGUUCAAGAUCCAGGCUUUGUUUACGUUAGUGACAGGCAAUUCAGUUUUCCCCAUAGCGUUAGCAGCAAACAUCUUUGUUGCUAGUCGCGCCUGAAGAAUUAAACCAAAUGGCGUCAUCAUGAGCCUCUCUGAUAUUAACGGGUUCAUUCCCCAUGCGUCGCGACCGCGUUUUCAUAGAGAUGAUCUUUGCUGGAGUCAUGGUUGGACUUUGAUACUGGAUCAGAAUCUUUUCGCCAGUUUGUCUUAAUAAUCUGUUCUGAAUGUGUCAGUGGCCUUUUAGGCCUUUUUAAUUGGUCCCUGUGGCUGGGUAAUGUGUUUUCUCUGUGUGGGUGUUUUUUUUUGUUUUUUUUUGUUUUUUUUGCGAUGUGUUUUCUUACUGUCGGCUACCUGUGAAAUUGGCGAGAAAUGUCUUUUCGGUUCAGGUAUGUUAAUACUGAUUGUAUCACACAACUCUGAAGGUUGCUUCAAAACUCUGCUCUGCAUCAUUUUGAUGUCACAUAUGGAACUAUCUUCACAGACCACUUCCCAAAAUACCCACAAUAAAUAUCUGGAUAUUUUGUUUGUUUCAAGCUGUGCACACUUGACUAUUCAACUAUAUUUUGCUCAAUAGCCGCAUGUUGCUGACAGUACUCACUAAAUACAUACCUGGUGGAUUAACCUACUACUUCCCUUCUCUGUAACUUUGUCAAACAGCCCUUUCACUCUUUGCUGCCUGUUGAUCCUAUGUCUCCGUGUGUAACUGCUCAGUGCUAGCACUGAUCAUUUUAAAGUAAUGCACAUUUAUCAAUAAAGAUCUACUCAUAUA